AUGGAUGUUCAAACCGGCUUAGUAUGCAUAUUAGUAUUUAUUAUUUCUGGAGGUGUUCUCCUUUUUAUCACAAAAUAUGGUAUGAAAGAAAAAACCUAUGAAGAAGCUAUUGCCGAGCAAAGAAAAAUGCCUAAGGAUGUUCUAGGCCUUGGAAGGCAAAAUAAAGACAAAGGAAAAAAUAAAAAACAAAAGAGACAGGGUAAAAAAGCAAAAGAAAAAACAAGUAAUAGUAAACCAGUACCUGAAAAAAAAAAUAAUAGUAAAUCGUUAAAUGCGAAUAAUACCAAGGUAAAUUUUAAAGAAAAUGAGCCCAAUCAUGUGAAUUUUUUAACACCCGAAGCAAAAGUAUUGAACAAAGUAGAUAAUUCAGUUAAAUCUGAAAAAAUUAAAAAGAAAGAACAAAUCAAACCUAUUUUGGUAACUAAAAAUCAGGCAGAUGUAAAAAGUAAAAUUGGGCAAAAUGAUGUUACUGUUAAUCAUUUCAGUGAGAUAAUUCCAAAGGAUGAUCUUCAAUUAAAGCUGAUAAACAAGGUAUGCACUAUAAAAAACAAUUCCAUGAAUACAAAUGAAACCAAAAAUGACCAAAGUCCGAAAAGUGUGAAAACGAACAAAAAUAACAAAUUGAAAAAUGAUGAUCAAAGAGUACAACAAACGCAGCAACAACAACAACAACAACAAAAACUACAAAAUUUUGAAAAUUCAAAACACAUUAAAAUUGAAACGAAUAAUGGUUUCGAUGUAAAUGCUGAAAAAAUUCCUGUUCAAGUUGUCAAAGUUAACAACAACAAUGUUAAUAUAAAUCUUUUGAUUCCAUUAAUUAACAAAGCAGAACUUUCUCGUUUUGAAGUUCAAAUUUUAACCGACAUAUUGUUGACUAAACAUUUGGAUGAAGUCACGGAUCAAUUUGAAUGGACCGAAGGAAGACAAGAUCCCGUGGUGAAAUUGAAAAAACAAUUGGCUGAAAAAGAAAAAGCUUUGGCGGAAGAACAGGAAGCAUCUCAAGCGUGUCAAAAUAAAUUAAAAGAAUUGAGAUUGGAAUACAAUUCGGAAAGAGCUCGAUUGUCUCAAGCUUGUCGCCAAUAUGACGAAACGAUUGUCGCCAAACAAAGUGAAAUACAAAAUCUUCAUGCGGCUAACAGGCAUCUUAUUGAUAAUCACGUGGCAGAAAAACAAGCUUUGACGCAAAAAAUUCAACAGUUACAAGCUCAAAUCAAUGAUGAAAAUUUAAUGAUUCGAAAACUUCAAGAUGAUCAUAAUCAAGCUCAAAACGCUCUUCAACAAGAAUUGGUUAGUCAAGGGCAGCAAAUGGAAAUACACAUUGCAAGACUCAGGGAACAGUUGCAAGAAAUUCAUAGCAAAAUACAAGAAGCGGAACAAAUAAGAGCGUCGUUCAAUGCCGAAUUACAAAAGAAUCGAAGAUACGAAGAAGAAUUGAGAGAUUUACGAGAGCAACAAGUUCAAAAUCAAAAUAUAAUUAAAAAUUUAGAAACUCGAGCGUCACAAUUGAAAGAAACGAGUAGUCAUACUCAAGAACUCGUCAGACAGAUCGAGGAAUUGCAGAGAGUGAAUAAAGAAUUGGACAUGCGGUGUAACAAUUCGCAUCAGUUGGAGGAAGAAUUGAAAUUUGAAAAAACCAAACUACAAAAUGAAUUACAUAGCUUUAAAAAUAAAAUGAUGGAACUUCAAAACGAAUAUGAAAAAUUAUCAAAAGACAGAGAGAAAUUGGCGGCUCAAGUGGCGACCAAAGUUGAUUUGGAAAAAGAUUUUAUGAGGUUGAAAGAGGAAAAUCUAGGAUUGAUAUCUCAGGUGUCGGCUUUUACCAAAAUGGAAAAAGAAGCACAACAGUUGAGAGAAGAAAAUGAAAAUUUAGCAGCUCAAGUUACGGCAUUCACUGAAAGGCCGGCGGCUGAGGGACGUGAAAAUGGCGACACUCCGUGUAUCGAAGUGAAAAAAAAGAACAUAAAUUCCGAGUUUAUAGAUCACGAAAAUGAGUUACGAAAAAAUGGCGCUCUAGAACAAAUCGAAGAUGAAUUGAAGCAAAAAAAAUUGCUCAUUGAAAAAUUAAAUACCCAAGUCGACGGAUACCAGUCUGAUGUGAACAGGCUGUCCUCUGAAAUAAUUAAACACAAGACUGAAAUAACAAAGCUCAAAGAAGAAUUGGAAGUUCAGAGAAGUAAAAAUAACGGAGAAUUAGAAGAAAUACAAUUAGAAGUAAAAAAUUUAUUCAAAAAAAUUUUCCCAUCAGUUAAAAUAGAUGAGAAAAAAAUAAUAAGUAAAGACUGGAUUAACGAAUUAGAAAAAGAAUGUUUAAAUCAUUUGGAAAAAUUGAAAGAAGAGAAGGAGAAGAAGGAGGUGGAGGAGGAGGAGGAAUCGUCGAAAAAAGACGGGAAUAAAUUCGAUUCGGCGUACGUUGAAGAAUUAGAAAAUAAAAAUGGUCAAUUACAAACGUUGGUGGUUCAUUAUAAAACAAUCAUCGAAGACACCGAACUCAUGCUUAAUAAAUUACAAAAACACGUGGAACAAGAAGAAAUUCGAUGGCGUCAACAAUACGAAACGUUAGAACCACAAAUACAAAUCCUAAAUGAAAAAUUAUCAACGUCGGAAAAUAAAAAUGAAAAGCUUCAAUCUAAAAUAAAAGAAUUAGAAAGCAACGAUAAAACUAUGGAAUAUCAAAAAGAAAUAAAUAGAUUAAGAAAAUUAUUAGAUGGUCAAACGGAGAAAUUUAAAACUAUGGAAAAAGACGUGGAAGCUUUAAAUUUAAAAUUAUCAGAAGAGGAAUUAACGAAUAAGGAAUUAAAUAAAGAAAUGACAAAUUUAAAAGACGAAAUAAAAACAAAACAAAAUGAUUUGGAAGAAGAAAAUAAAAAAAGGAUAAUUUUAGAAGAGGAAUUGAAGAAAAAACAUUGA
This is a messenger RNA of Pediculus humanus corporis (human body louse), 2907 nucleotides long. RefSeq lists its product as uncharacterized. NCBI's taxonomy places the organism in Eukaryota, Metazoa, Arthropoda, Insecta, Psocodea, Pediculidae. The record is from RefSeq and is a predicted model, not a curated record. Gene Ontology annotation, cellular component: endoplasmic reticulum membrane. The transcript has 16 exons. Bases 1 to 2907 code for a protein of 968 amino acids.